This is a messenger RNA of Penicillium cinerascens, 747 nucleotides long. Its product is annotated as copper acquisition factor BIM1-like domain-containing protein. The annotation marks the transcript as partial. Lineage: Eukaryota; Fungi; Ascomycota; Eurotiomycetes; Eurotiales; Aspergillaceae. The record is from RefSeq and is a predicted model, not a curated record. The transcript has 3 exons.
AUGCAGCGACUCCCAGUACUUCUGGUUCUUGCCAGCCUCUAUGUAAGCGGGUCCAAUGCCGCUGAUAUAGACACAGACAUGGGCCCCGCGGCCUUCCUCUGGCCCCCCGAUCGAGCUUGGGGAGCUGCGCAGGACAACACCGCGCCCUGCGGUUCGUCUGCUGGGGUGACGAAUCGAACAGACUUCCCCCUCACAAACGGCAUGGUAUCCCUUGUUUUGCAGGACGAGUCCUACAGAGUCAACCUAGCUAUUUCCUACGACAAUGCAAGCAACUUCCCGGACCUUGAGCCCGGCCACGAGUGCUACGCAGUGCCCAAUCCACCAUCCAACAUCUCCUCAGGGGCCAAUGCUACUCUACAGCUAUCCUACCUAUCAACAUUCGACACGGACACAAACAGCACGUUCUACGCCUGUGCUGACAUCAAAUACGUCCCGUCGGCCUCUUUCACCACAAACGUACUGUGCUUCAAUGUCAGCGAGUCCAGCACGUCCAGCUCUGGUUCCAGCACGACCACGGGCUCAUCCAUAAGCUCUGCUUCAAAGUCUUCGUCCGAUGGGCUAUCUGGAGGUCAAAUCGCAGGUAUUGUGGUUGGGUCUGUCGCAGGUGCUGCUAUUAUUGCUGUCGCGCUGUUCCUCCUGUGGGGUCGCCAUCAGCGCAAAGUUCAGCGAGAUAAGGUGGUUGCGGUUAGGAUGAGUGAUUGGAAUGGUAAUCAGGCGCAGAAGACAACGUCUGGUGAAUCUACAGAG